AUGGAGGCCCAGGUUCAAGAACUGUUUUGGGUGCACGCCCAGGUGUGGGAACGGUUCCGGGUGAACGACCAGGUCUGGACAUUGUUCCAGGUGGAGGUGCAGGUUGAGGGACUGUUCCAGUUCUCAAAUGGAACAGUUCCUGGACAUCGACAACCACCCAGAACAGUUCUCGGACCUGAACUACCACUUGGAACAGUGUCCAGACCUGAACGUUCACCCAGAACCAUUCCCCGAUCUGGAGUUGUACCCGGAACAGUGCUCGAACCUGCACCUCUACCUGGAACAGUUCCUAGACAUGGACAUCCACCUGGAACAGUUCCUGAACCUGCCAUUCCACCUGCAUCAAUGUCCAGACCUGGACGUUCAUCCGGAACCGUUCUCAGUCAUGGACGUUCACACAGAACCGUUCCCGGAUCUGGAAGUAUACCCGGAACAUUUUUCCAAUCUUUAUCUCCAUCUGGAACAGUUCCUAGACAUGGACGUUCGCCUGGUACAACGUCCAGACCUGGGCAUUCACCCAGAAACGUUCCCGGACCGGGAAGUGCACCCAGAACAGCUCUCGAACCUGGGCCUGCAUUUGGAAGUUUCCAAACCUGCACCUCCAUUCGGAACAGUUCCGGAACUCGGACCUCUACCUGGAACAGUUUCUGA
This is a messenger RNA of Diachasma alloeum, 651 nucleotides long. RefSeq names its product tetra-peptide repeat homeobox protein 1-like. The coding region runs from base 1 to 651 and encodes 216 amino acids. The record is from RefSeq and is a predicted model, not a curated record. NCBI's taxonomy places the organism in Eukaryota, Metazoa, Arthropoda, Insecta, Hymenoptera, Braconidae. The transcript is spliced from 2 exons.